CAUUCUCAAAAAAUAAAAGUCAUGAAAAGUAUGAUUGAAGAAGACAUUGUGAUUGUGGGAGGUGGAAUUGCUGGCCUCACAACCUCUUUGGGACUUCACAGAUUGGGCAUAAGAAGUUUGGUAUUAGAAAGUUCAGAUUGUUUGAGGGUAAGUGGAUUGGCUUUAACAAUAUGGGAAAAUGCUUGGAAAGCUUUGGACGUUGUUGGUGUUGGAGAUAUUCUUCGCAGUCAACAUAUACAACUUCAUGGGAAUAUGACUAUUUCUUUGAUCACGGGGAAAGAAACAUCAUUUACGUCUUUUAAGGAUAACAAAGGAAAAUAUGGUAUACGUGAAGUUCGUCGUGUUAGCAGGAAGUUAUUGUUGGAAACUCUUGCCAAUGAGCUACCAAGUGGAUCGAUUAGGUACACGUCAAAGGUGGUUUCUAUUCAAGAAUCUGGCUUCUCUAAGAUACUACAUCUUGUUGAUGGAACCACAAUCAAAACUAAGGUAUUGAUUGGAUGUGACGGAGUACACUCUAUGGUGGCAAAGUGGCUUGGCUUUAAAGAGGCCUCUUUCACAGGAAGAUAUGCAGCUAGAGGUUAUGCAAAGUUGAAAACUGCUCACGAGUUGGAGCCAAUGUUCAUGCAGUACUUUGGAAAAGGUUUUAGAGUCGGAGCUCUGCCAUGUGAUGACAAGAGUGUUUCCUGGUAUUUCACAUGGAACCCUACCAGCCAAGGUAAAGAGCUAGCAGAGGACCCUGUUAAACUAAAACAAUAUGUGUUAAACAAGCUAGAGAAUAUGCCAAAUGGUGCUAGAUAUUUCAUAGAAGAGACUGGAUUAGAUACAAUUCAAGCAGUUCCAUUGAGAUAUAGACAUCCUUGGGAGCUUAUAAUGGGAAAUAUUAGUAAAGAAAAUGUUUGUAUUCUUGGAGAUGCUUUACACCCCAUGACACCUGAUAUUGGACAAGGGGGGUGUUGUGCUAUAGAGGAUGGGGUGGUUUUAGCAAAGCGUUUGGCAGAGGCAUUUUCCAAGAAACCAAAGGAAGGAGAAGAAGAAUACAAAAUGAUUGAGGAAAGUUUGAAGAAAUAUGCAAAGGAGAGAAGAUGGAGAUGCAUUGAUCUCAUCGCUACAUCUUAUAUUGUGGGUUUUAUUCAACAAGGUGGUUCAAAAUUUGUCAACUUCUUUAGAGAUUAUAUGAUUGGAUCAUUCUUAGCUGUUCAAUUGCUGAAGAAAUCAAAUUAUGAUUGUGGUCAACUAAAAUAGUUCUAAUUAGUGACACAAUCAAGUACUAUGAUUUGGAUGUUUUUUCUUGGAUUGU
Molecule: messenger RNA, 1297 nt
Organism: Lathyrus oleraceus (garden pea)
Lineage: Eukaryota; Viridiplantae; Streptophyta; Magnoliopsida; Fabales; Fabaceae
Product: monooxygenase 2
Exons: 6
Coding region: 22-1242 (406 amino acids)
Molecular function (GO): FAD binding
Source: RefSeq, a predicted model, not a curated record